AGGUUAUCGUGUGCUAAUACUUUCUGCGAAGAUCCUGCAUCAUAAACGAUGUCGUGUAACAGUUACUGUGAGAAUGGCAAAACACUCGCUGAAGAUACAACGUACGACCAUGGUCUGCCAAGAUGUCUUUUUGAAACUGUUAGUUCUCUUGUCUUAUUAGUUCUCAUCAUACUUGCAUGUCUACCUCAACUACUAAGGAUUGUGUACAAGAGAAGAAUGGCAAAAAAUCGUUAUAUGUCCGUCCAGGAUGAUUUUGAUCAAUCUAUCGACGCCACAGCGACGGAUCUUUUGUUAAACACGGACACAUCUAAAUCUUUUUCUCCGAAAUUUUUGGACGACCCAGCAGGGUUCAUCUAUGGCGAGAACUACCGUUCUUCCUUUUUGUAUACAUGUCAACUGUUUUUUCAUGUAUGCCAAGUUAUUUUACCUUUACUGGAUCUUGUAGUCAAAGGUAAGUCCAAUAAUAAUUAUAGAUAAGUGACUCAUUAGUUUUAAUAUAUCCUGAAAUAAUUUGAAGUGUAAUUAAGCGAGCAAGCAAGUGGGGGUGGAUUAAUAACUUCUUAUUAACCAAACGCGAGGUCUGUACAUGCAGAGAAAUAUCGGCCCGAGGUCUUUUUUGUACAGACAGAGCCCGUAGGGCGAGGUUUGUACAAAAAGACCGAGACACCAUUACGACAUAUUGGGUAUUGAUAACGUUUUCUCUUUGACAGGCUCGAUGCAAUCAUCUCGUAUACAAGGUGUAACUAUAGUUGGUGAUAUCCUUAUGUUUGUAGCAUGGUUUCUAGCAUACUUUGACACAAUGAUUGAAACACAAGAUCGAUAUAUAGCGAGGCUGUCGCAUUAUUCCACUCCCUUGCUUUUAUUUUGGGGUCUGAUGUUUGUUAAGAACAAUCUCGUCUUGAUAUCAUGGAAUAAUAAUGAAUGGUGGUUUCAAAGAAAAACAUCGGUAGAAGAAGCAGAGUUCAUUUUGUUUUGGCUGAGGUAUUCAUUUUCAGCUCUGAUAUUACUUCUGGGAAUGAAAGCUCCUGGAUUGUAUAGGCCAAAUUAUCAGGUGUCGGUCGAUGAUGGCGACGUGCCUGGAACGCCAUCGGUAAGUUCUUUUAUUCUUGUUUUGUUAAAGAGUUUCUACCAGGGGCUGAUCUACCGUUGGGUUGCAUGCUAAUAUAUAUUGUAUGCGCAUGCUAAUAUGUAUUGUACAGUACGCAAAGAAUGUUAGGAAAUCUAUUUCUGGUUUACCGAAUGGUGUCUUCCUUUUUUCUCUAGACAGAUGAUGGUACACAAACAUCAACAUUUAAAGGAGUUUGGAAGAAGAUAAAGGUUUUAUGGCCGUUUCUUUGGCCGAACAACCGGUAUAUUUUUGCGUUUAAUAAAUAGAUAACAUUUUGCUGUUAUCUGUUCAGUUAUAAUGUGGCGUCAUAAAGAGGAAAACCCAACGAACUCUCUCUAUAUAUAUGGAGCAAGAACUGUAGUCAAUCGGCCCAUGAGCGAAGCCAAGAUGACGGAAAUUAACGUCCAAUAUCAAUAUGAAGGUCGCAAACAGAUUUAAUUCCAUUUGACCAACCAAUUCCAGUGUUUUCUAACGCACUGUAUCGCUAAACAAGUAAUCAGUUCAUAACACCAUAGUGUUAUUUAAAUCGAAGUCGAAAUACGAAAUUUCGGCAAACUCCUUGCCAGCUUUGUGUUAACCGCGCGGACAAAAACAAGAGGAACGGACUGGAACUGGCGCCAAAUAGCUCUUUAAUUUCCGCCAUCUUGUCUUUUCUUUUUGGACUCGAGUUCAUGUGUAUAGAGCUCACUAGUAAGAACAAAAAGUCUCCAUCGAGGCACUGGGGCGAGUAUAGGUUACUGCUGUUCUCUUAUCACGUCAUGAUGUCUUCUGUGUAUCCAGAACUGAACAGACAACGGCAAAAUGUAUUUGUUUUAGAGAAUAAAAAGGUUGGAAAAUUAGCUAAACUACAGUAAGCUCGUACCAUUGAACUAUAAGUAAACUGGAACGAUAACUCUUAUGAUAAAGGCCUAUAUAUGUUUGGGUGAAGCCAAAUUUCGGGCGCUCAAGUAUAGCCUGUUCGCAGAUAUGUAUACGAAAAUAAAUAGACAAAAUUUUUCACGAAGUGUUUUUACUAAUUUAAUCCUUAAUUUUAACUUUAUAAUAAAGUACGUUUCUGGAUGUUUGACUCCAUUAUCAACCGUAUCUAAGAUUUUUUCUACAUAAAUUGUAUAAAAUUGUCUCUGAACUCUUUCUGGAAAGUCUAAAAACUCAGAAAAACCAUAAAUUUUCGCGCGGUUUUUUGCCGAGUUCCGUUUUGUUCGUGUCAUAUUUCGGCCGCUAAACAAUAUUUGCUUAUUUUAUGUGCCUUAGAUAAGACAUGUGUUGUCUAAGUGUGCUCUGAGAUAAAUAUAAAUGCCUUGCAAGAAGUAAAAGUGAAAAAAAAUAUUAACGAAAUAAAAAUUUUAAGCUGUAUUUUUCGCAUCAUUUUGUAAAAAAGGACUGGGGCUACCUGCAGGCAACUUAUCGUUCCAGUUUACUUAUAGUUGAAUGGCUCGUACCGAACGAGUUUUGAAAGACAUUUUCACGCCAUUUGACGUGAUCCAUGGCCUGACAAGGCGAAUUACUCGGCAACGGCGACAUCCCGGCGACUAUUAUAGAAACUUAAUAGUUUUCGGGGGUGACUGCAUGAUACAACCGGGUAACUGUAGACUUUAGCAAAGUCUUUCGUUUUUUAAUAUACUGUACAUAAAAAUAUUACUCGACUAUGAUUGGUUGAUUUCAGUGCUGUUAAUCUCAAACGGCAGUGCAAAAUCUGUAACAACAGUGGAAAAAUCUGUGACAAAUUGACCCGAUUUGUGGAAAAAAAGAUAGGAUCUAAAAUCAACCAAUCAGCUUAAAGCAGUCCUCAAAUAACGAUCACAGAUCGCUUCAAAACAAAACAAACAUGGCAGCCGCGCUACAUAAAGUAAAAGUUUCACUAUCGGUAACGCUGAUGUAUAUAUAAUAUGUACUCGCUUUGUUGAUUGCUACAGUAAUCAACUGUUCAGCUUACAUGUUUUUCAUGCCUGAGCGAGUAACUCGCCUUGCCGAGUAGCUCGCCUUUAUAUGAACAGGCCCUUGCAAAACAACCCAUGUCGUUGGUUCGUGAUGUUUCCGAGAGAGAGCUGUAGUUGGCUUAAAAAAAUAGUGAUCUUUACCAAGCGACGCUUUUGUCAACAGGGACGUCACCCAAAAUUUUUGUCUCAUUGCCCUCGUGUAAGGAAGCAAAAAAACUUUAAAAAUCUUUUUUCAUUGUGUGUUGAAGAUUACAACAAACUGACACAAACAGUUUUUAAUCCAGGCCAUCCCCCGGCAAUCUCACGUCCGUGUUGAUAAAAACGUCGCCUGCUUAAGUUUCCUAACAUAGUAACAAUACGUCACUAAACUGGAGUCAUGAUUAAUUGGAAAGCAGCUCUACAUUCUAUAAUCCUUCUCACAGGUGGUUACAACUACGUGUGGUUCUUUGUUUCGUGCUACUUGGAGGUGGCCGUGUAGUUAAUGUAUUUAUACCAGUGGUGUACCGUAAUAUAGGUAAGAUGAUACACGCAAGUAUUGAAAUACUUUAAAGUGACGUCUUUUGAAGAUUGCUUUAUAUUCGCGGUGUGUGAGUUUAUUAAUCUGUUUAUUAGGUUAGUAGCCUUGACGUUUAUUCAAAAAAAGAAUGUCUGCACGCUUGUGGGGCACUUGCUUUGCGCAGGUCCAGGGUACCGCACUAUCCUACUAUGUCUGGUUAAUUCUUGUUACGAUGCCUCGUUGAAGUAUUUCGACUUUGUUAUAUCCGAGCCAGUUCUGUUACUAGCUAUAUGGCUCGUUUCUUCCUAAUUAACUUAUUCCAAAGUCGUGUUUAUUUUGACGAUUUGUUAAAUGAAAUCGCUACACUGGUAUAUCUCGUCUUAGUAUUUAAUUACUUUUACUGUAUGAGCUAUGGGAGUGUGCAACAUAACACAUGAUUAUCAAAAAUGUUAAUCAGAGAUUUUGCGCCAGGUCCCAGCACAAAAAGGGGCGCACAAUUAAGCGACGAAGGCCCUUAAAAUUUCUUGAUCCAAGAUUAGUUCCUCCCGCUUUGCAAUUGUGACGCCAAAGGAGCCCCCCUGGGAAAGUUUUGCCCCCGUGCAACAUCUGGGCGGCUCUGCUGUUCUCUCUUGUGCAGUAGAUUGCCUGGCGACCCCUACACCAUUCAACCAAAUACCUGAUAGUCAAUGCAGAUAGCCCGUUUAAGUUGGCUGGAUUAUUUGGUGUGAUACACAGCAUACUUUUUCUUAUACAAUGCAGUUAAACAUUUCUAUUUGAUUUGUAAUAUGUACAAAAACAUUCUAAAUAUUUUAAAGGUCAGACAAAAUCAGGGCUACUAAUAGGCCACCUAUACUUGCUUUGUGAAACUUUAGUACAGAUAUGUUAUCUAUUUUUUCUAGUUAAUUACUUUACUCCUGGUAAAGAUGGACUUGAAGGAAAGACAAACCCGGUGCAUUUAAUUAUUAUUUAUAUCGUUUUGAGAUUUUUACAAGGAGGAGGAUCAGGUAAUUUGCUUACUUAUUCUGUGACUAUGCUAUAUUUCUUUUCGUUAUAUUUACCGAUAGAUGCGGAGUUAGCCAAUCAGAAAAGCGAUACAAUUUUCUCACACAUGAGAAAAUGUUUCGUCCAAACAAAUGAUGCAACGAUGACGUGUGAAUAAAUUCCUUCACCGCAGGAAUCAUCCCACCCUUUGGUUUGAUUUUGUUUAUUUUACUUGAAGCUGAACAUAAGCUUUAUUUUGUAGCUUUAUAUUGCUUUUUUAUUGCUUGAAUGAAUUGCAUACUUUUUACUAUUUAACCGUCAAAACGAUGAGGUAAUAGCACUUUUAGCUGUCCGAAGAUUGUCCGUAAAGGCAUCAAACUCUGAGUAACAACGUUUGUUUUAUAUUUUUAAAUCAUAAAUUAAGCUCUAUACUAUAAAGUAUUGAGGACUCUUCGUAUUACAGUAUAUAUACGUAUACGCCCCCAAAAAAGUUUGAGUUGUUAUUUUCUCUUCCUUUUGUAACGUAUAUUAGAAAGUCUUAGUGUGCUCUCAGGAAGUCCUGACAAUUUUUUUCAAUGUCGCGUUUUGCAAUGAAAAGUGUUCAAAACCUAAAAUGGUUUUGGCAUUCCUCUCAAAAUUACUUUUUUUAGCUUUAUUUUGUAGUUUACACAGUUAGCAACCUUUUUAAAUGUAUCUGCAUGGCGGUUGAUAAACACAAAAUAAUAGUUAAAUAUUGUCGAUUUAAAUAUACAGCAAUAUAUUAAAGCAAAACAUACUGAACUUCAGACAUCAUUUUCUCUUUGGUGUACCAUCUAAAAUCUGUUUAUUUUAGCAUUAUUCUACAGAUAAGGCACUAAACAUACUUUUUAAGUUUGUUUGCCGCUUGACUGAGAAACGUAUCAAAAAUUUAAAAAAAAAAUUAAGCCGAAGACUGAAGCAGAUAACACAAACUGAGGCCUAACUAAUUCCUCAUAUUCUGCGAGAACCGAAUUCAAUAACUGUUUUUAUUAUUAUUUAUUUGUCGAAAUAUACAAAAAUGGUCGGCGAACCUUUCCAUUGAGGAAGCCUUUUUUUCCCGCUUUUGGCAUAAGUCGCAUAAAUUAGCACGACGUCAUAGCGUCUUACAUUGUUUUUCAAUAUACACCACGAAAUUCACGUCAAACGUGAUAUAUUUGUUUUCGAUAUUCCACGGUGAUGUCAAAACUCCAAACUUGGACAGCUACCGAGCGGAUAUAACGAUUUCACCGACAGCUCUACUUAGCCAAUCAAACCUCUUGAAUUAUUUUCAAGAAAUAAUAAUUAGGGUUAUUUCCAGGCAACCUCGUUCCCAGGGCUUUCAUGUGAGGACGAGGGGAGAGACGAGAAAGCCCUGGUCUGGGCCGGUCACGUGACUACCCAAAAAAUGGCAGUAUUUGACAGCUACUCGUCAAGGAGUGGCGAGAUAUUCUUUAAUGAAAUAUACAAGUCUUCAAAACAAAUAAACAGCCAAAACGCUUCUCAAUUGAUAUUAUUUAUGUGUAGCGAAGUUUGGCACGAAUCAGCUGAAAUCUCUGAAGACCCUCGUCUAUGUUUUCUAAGAUAUACCGAUAAUUCUGGAGAUUUUCAACCACAGGCAAAGCUGCAUCCAAGCUGCAUCUAGGAGUCUCCAUGCAAGUGGUGAUUCACACGAAAUUUCAGUGCUUUCUCUCGUCUUGAACAAUAUGGCUAUUGCCUUUAAUAUUUAAUUUAAAUACGCUCUUAUAGAUCUGACUUAGUUCAAUAUAAAUAAACACAAAUAUAAAAUUUUGAAUAAAACCUCGCGUAACCUGUUUACGCUGUACAGGAAUAUACAGAUUCGCUUGUUUCGCCGGACACCAACACUUGAAGCAAUGCUUGCCUACAAAUUUUAUCCCCUUCACAGUCUUUGUUUUAUUUUAUCGUAUAGUCGCAAUUUUCAAGUAUUCGGGGUAUUCUGAUACUGUAAAACUCGGCGUGACGAAUCUUGUAGAGACUAUAUCGGCCUAGGCGUAAGUAAACAGGGCCUAAAUUAAUUUAGUAGCUUCAUUUAAUUGUUUGUCUUGCUUUUAUUUGUCAGUAUAGAAUAUUGUAAAUUAAAAUAUUACUACAAUGUAAUACGCGUAGUAUUUCAUCAGACAUCUGCACUACAUUAUAAAUACUGUACAAGGAAAACUACAGCUUAAUAGUAGACGUUUCUUGUUUUGUCAGGAAACAUCACAGCUCACGUCGACACGGCUUUUGAGUUUUGUAACCGGCCGAGGCGAAAGUUAAUCAUGCAGUCGGGAAAACGUCUUAGCUUGAAAGAUUAUUUUGGAAAACAUACUCGUACACACAAGAAUCAUAAAAAUACAUAUGUUGAAUUGUUAUUGUCAACUGUAAAGUUCAGUUAUUUUUAGACAAUAUAGUGUUAGCCAAUCAGAAUGCAAAAUUGACCGGCCCAGACCAGGGCUUUCUCGUCUCUCCCCUCGUCCUCAUAUGAAAGCCCUGGGAACGAGGUUGAUUUCCAGGUUAACCAGAAAAAUUUAAACCGAAGUUUUAGAAUGCAUGUUUUGUUUUUAUCACAGUAUUAUCCAAACCAAACUUCUGCUUACUUUGUUUUAAAGGUGCUCUGGGAAUGUUAUCAAAUACGCGAUCAUUUCUAUGGAUUAAAGUCCAACAGUACACAAGUCGUGCUGUUCAAGUGCGGCUGUUUGCUCACUUACACAGGUGAAAAUUUGUUUCUCAAUUUCUACUGUACCACGGACCAUAACGUUUUUGAUUAAAGUAGUAAACCCUCAUGAGCUUGAUAGGAACUAGUCCACUCUUAAUUGGCGCAACAUUCGCUCGUAGCGAAAAUCAAAGGCCGUUGAGGCUGACUCACGGAUGAGAUCAAAUGAAAGUGACAGAAAGAAUUAGAGCAGUGUGCAGUUGUUUUUGCAAACGGGCACCGUGCAAAUUUUGCCAUUUGUUGUGCUUCUUUUGCCAAAUCAAAAUUCAAAAGAACGAACGCGUGUGUCAGCCCGAUUUCCGGUUCUGAAAGGCUCGAUUCGCAGGCAAACAGUGGGCGCAAAGCAGGUUGGUAAUUUCCCAUUGUUUAACUGCCCCACACUCGAGUAACCACAAAGACUCACAGAUAUAGAUGUUGCUUCGCAAUGUCAAAAGUGUUCAAAGUCCAUCGCAUAAAGCCGGUUUUCCACUAGGCGGAAUUUUGCGCGCGGAGCGGAAUUUUUCUUUGUCUUGUGAUUUCUCGGGUGUAACUAAUUAGAAAAGACAAUGAAAGAAUUCGCUCCGCGCGCAAAAUUCCGCCUAAUGGAAAACCGGCUUAAGACAGGAUGAUUUUUGCGCUUCGUUGUGUUUUUCAUGCACUCGGGUGCAGUUACCCAACUGAGUUGGUCCCUCGACCCGGAUUAUCGCGUUGUUCGCUUCAUAGAGAUUAUAAAUAACACUGGAGGGGGCAUCGAGGGUGAAAUUUGGGAGCGCGGUAAUGGGGGCAAAUUGAAAUCCUGGAUGAACACCACACAAUUCUUGGGUUACACUUGAAACCAGAAAAAUUUAAAACAAGAGUCACAAAACUGGGUGUUUUAUAUGUUUUGCAUGUCAUUGCUACAAACGUUCCCCCCAAAUUUUGAAUUCAAACGAUUAAAUCCUCUUGAAAAGAUCAAAGUUGCUGACAUCAGCAUUAUUUUGCAGGGCUCUCAAAAAUGUGUUAUAGACAAAAUUGAGGUAAAAAUGCUUGGUAAAAAUCAAACGGGACUACGUAACUGUCAUAAACAAGAAUUUAAAGGUUUUGGCUCAAACUCGCUCAAGAGAUUAUUUUAGCAUUUUAAUGUUUUGCCCCCCAAUUAGCCAUUUUCCAAAGUCCUGAGUCUAGUCGCGCGAAUCCCUUUUUGGAGGGACAAGAAACAUGGCAGCACACAUUUAAAUUAAAAGUUUAAUGUAUAAAAAGGAGAUAUUUCAUUUUUGGUCGUGUAAAAAGUUGAUAUUUGAUAGUAGAUACUUCUAGUCUUUCACAGGUUUGACGCCUGUCUCCAUAUAUUUUGUCCCUCCAAACGAUCCCAGAAUACACUGUGAUCUCUUUUGGGAAAAGGCUAAUAGCCGCGUUCCCUUUCUUUGACUGACUUAAGAUUACGAUGCCCCCUCUAGUGUUAUUUAUAAUCUCCAUGGUUCGCUUGGGGUUAUGGUUUUUCCACGGGCUGGGGGAGUUUAGAUACAAACCUGCAUGUACAUACUGUUAUUGCACUAUUAUUAUAUGAUGGGAAAUGCGAACAAAUAUUUGAAGUGAUUUCCGUUAAAUAUUUGAAUGUGUUUAAUAUUCCUUUUCGUAUUGUACUCGCAGCUCUUAACUUAAUAUGACUGUCCGUUAAUUUCUAGUUUGUCUCUGCGUUGGCAUUUAAGUAGAAAAACAGGAGAGGUAUUACGAAUCGUGGACCGUGGCAAUACAAGUAUUAACAGCUUGUUGAGGUAUAUUAUUAUACAUUACCUAUCUUUUUCUUCAUGAAAAACCAUUAGAAAUUGAGUUUUACAAAUACUGUAAGUACUGUAAUGCAACAUUAUAAAGAAAACUCAACACUGUAGAUUAAUUGUACUUGAUUACAGUGCUGACCCGAAAUAACCUACGAAGCAAAGACGAAAAUCCGCAGCUUUUGUCGUAAAUGGUCUGAUAAACGCCAUGGGCGGUUAUUAAAUUUUCUUACUUUAAGGGAGGGGGCGUUAAAUAAAUAAAUAAAUAAAUAAAUAAAUAAGGGGGGGGGCAUUGGAAUAGGGCGUUUACUCUUACAUACUGUACGGUAGUUUUACGCUUCUUAAAACAACAUUUUUCAGCAGUUUGCAAUUGCACAUGCAAUAUGCAAUUUUGUUACAGCUCAUCACGUAUGUUUCAUCACUAAAAUUUAACCGACGUUUAAUUGGUUAUAAUAUAGCCCUAAUGGGGAUGGGGCGUUUAUUACUGUAUAUUAGGCGCGUUUAUUAGAUCAUUCACGGUAAGCAACUUUCACACCAUUGGGCUUCAUGGUUAUUGCUGACUUCCUGCUGUUUUUCUGGCUUCGCUUUAGACACAUGUUGAUAUGUUUUAACCUAUUCUGCAUCACCACUGAACGCCUAAAUCAAAGAAAUAAAUCUUAUAAUUAUAAACUCGGCAGAGAUGCUGCAAAUCAGUGCUAAAUUCCCCUCCUCCCAUUUUAUUUAACAACAUAUUGUGCCCAUAGUACAUUGAAUAUAGAUACGUUUGGUGUUAAUAGAUUGUAUCUCAUUUUUUCAGUUACUUACUGUUUAACAUCAUCCCUGUUAUUAUUGACAUAAUCAUCGCCAUAGUUUAUUUUAUUCUGGCAUUCAAUGGAUAUUUUGGGCUUAUUGUUUUUGUCACUAUGGGUCUUUACUUAGGUAAGUUCUUGGUAUCUGUUGUUUGUUUUUAUCAGAAGAAUGUGAGUUGCGGCCAUAUUGCUGUAACCUCAUUAGUUAUUCACCAGCAAAUUUAAGAUGAAAGAAAGGUCACUGAAGACCAAUUUCUAUAUCUAGACAACAAGUGUCCGUUCCCAACAACAACUAUAGAGACUAUUAAAAUAUCUUCUACAAUGUCAACAAUACCAUUGUAGGUUGUGGUUGUCACAGCAGUAUGGCAGCCAUUUACAAGGGGCUUCAGUGGCGAAGUGGUUAGCGCACUUGCCUUUCACCUCUAUUAAAGGCCGCAGGUUGAAGCCUCAAUGAGAACUUUCUCAAUGCGACUCGAACCCAGUCCUCAUGUGAAAAGAGUAAAAGUCAACGCUCUGCCGAAAGUCGUGGGUUUCCUGCGGGUACUCCAGUUUCUUCCCAGAGGGAAAGUUGACAGGGUGGGUUAGGUAAAAAGGGCCCACAGUAAUUGGCAUAUGCUGUUGUGGUGACCCUGCCCUAGUUGGCAAAGCUAAAUAAUUAAAUAAAUUUACUUAAUUUAUGCACAGUGUAUGCACUGUCCAAUACUGUUUUAGAUCAGUGAGAAGUACCGACAUUCGACCGAGAGAAUAAUUAAUGCAUUUGCUUUGUUUAAAGUCAAAAUUUUAGCCUUUGCUUGUGAAAAGACUUUUCACUAGCAAACUUUCACGAGUAUGGACUUUAUUCGGGUAAAUUGAGCAAUUUUUUUACAGAAAUGUGAUUUUAUUUGCCAGUCUCUGACGACCAAUGAACUGUUCAAACUAUCAAUUACGGUCAGCGGUUUUAAACGAUGGACAUGCGUGAAAUAGAUGCGCUAAUAUUGAUAAAUUUUGCUUGUGACUUUGCAGUUUUUGCUUGUAACAACGAAACCUAUAAUUAUACUAGCACAUUUUUUUGUUAGAAACGAAAACGUUUUAUCCUAAUUGUAACGUAUAUUUACCCUCCAACAAGGCAAUAGAUGAAAACUGUCAAUAUAUACAAUGCACAAUCUCUAAAACGCUAAGUUAUCUAUACAAAUGGAGACCUACAGGAAUUUUGUCGUUAAUUUGUUGGCAAAUAUAGCCUUUAAAACUUUUUGACUUAUAUUUAGAAUAUUGUGACUGAAAACAAUGCGCUGUCUAGCAUCUUGGGUUAGUUUUUAUCUCACGAUUAUCCGUAUCUUGUUCAAUUAUACUGUACAACUGAAUGUUAGAUGGGGUUUUAGUAAAUGGAAUUUUCCAAUGAAAAUUGAUGUACAAUUUUAGACCUAACCUAUCCGGAGCAGCUGCGAAAAAUGCAACCACUGGCAUCACCUUAUUAUGUAUACAAGAUUACAAGAAUUUGUGGUUGAUGCUCAACAACGGACAUCGAGCUUGACCCGUUUCAAAUUUUGUGUACGCUUUUGAGAAAUGAUUUCUUCUCAAUUUAAUGAUAUUCAGGUCUGUGUACGAAAGGAUGCAUUUUCAUAGAAUCGCAAUGAAACCAAAGUGGUACAUCUCUCCAAAGUGUAUACUAAAUUAGUAAAUAUUGAAAUGGGCAACGAUAAAAUUGCUUGCACAAGUCUGUGCACGGUGACUAAUUCAAUUUAAUUUACAAUGUUUUUAGCAAUGACCAUAUUGAUUACGGAAUGGCGUACCAAAUACAGGCGAGAGAUGAAUGUCAAAGACAACCUAACAAAGGCAAAAGCGGUCGAUUCAUUAUUGAAUUUUGAAACGGUAAUAUUUGUUGACUGGCGGUCAUUGAAUGCCACACUUUUAUAUAUGUUUAUUACUGUACCUCCACCAGAGGAUGUUUUCACCUCCGUUUGUGUGCGGAUCGUGUGUCUGUCUGUCUGUCUGUAAGCAUGAUAGCCUAACUCAAAAACUAUAAAAUUACAGUUUCAAAAAGCAAAAAUUUGCAUUGGAGCUAAUAUGGUACGAUCAAGGACCAAUCGGUCAAAUUCUGCGUUAAGUUGGGCGGAAAUUGGAUGAGAAAUAUACAAAUUAAACUGGAAACACACUGAGAAAUUAGCUACCAUACAUGCACGUAUAGUUGCUGUACAAAUGACAUUACCCUUGACGAGCAAAAUUGUCUGGCUUUUUAGACAUAGCAAAAUAAUAAUGUAGCGCGCAUUGGGGCACAAUGCGACUCAGUGGGUAACUUGGCACAUGAGCAGAUAGUCUGAUUAACCAGCCGAGUACAUGCAGCGCUCUCCCUUUGACGAGUAAAAUCGUCUGCCGUUGGGGCGCAAUGCCACGUAAUGGGUUAUGUACCAUUAGUAUUUAUAGCAUUUUCUUUUGAAUUAAGUAGAGUUUAAAAGCAUACAUGUAUUCAAAUAAUCUUUUUCAAUAGUGCGAAUAACCACUUGUACAAACCCUGACCGAUUGUUUUUUUAUACAACAUCAACCAAUAUUUUUCCUUGUGAUGUAGUCGGUACUGUACACUGCAAGACUUAUUAUAGUGUGGGAUUAAAAUCAAGGCUAAACUUAUAUUUACUGUUUAGGUAGAUAUUGUUUGUACGAUUUGAACUCUUACAACCACGACACGUUUUUUUACGUGAUGUGGGCAUGAGAAGUAAAACCACUGUACAGCUCUUGAUACUGAUGUACGUUUACAAUAUUAUAGAUCCUUCCUUUAAACUGAUAUAGUCUCAUACCAUAAUUUGUGUCCAUCUUUAUAGGUUAAAUAUUAUAACGCAGAGGAUUAUGAAGUUGGUCGUUAUAAUGAUGCCAUUGAAGGUUAUCAAGUAUGUUGUUCAUUUUGUAUCUCAUUUUCUUACCAACAGAUUUUCUGAUUGAUAGUGAUAUAAUCAUAGUCAUUCCUUAUAUAAUGUCACAAAGCAUGCAUGCAGCAUUAUACAAAGCGUGCAUGUUGUUGUUGUCGUUUGAAAUUGGAUAGGAUUGGUUUCAGCCAUUUUUGACUAGGUCUAUAAAUUAAAAUAUAUUGCUUAAAAUUUUAAACAUACAUUAUUUUUAUUGGCUUGGUAGAUUGAGCUAAAAAUAAAUGGUUGGUAUAAAAAUUAUAAAUACUACCACAAAGUGGCUUAUACAAAGCGUAGGUAUUUAUUGCUGGUUAUCUUUUUUAAAUUCGAUUGGUCUGAGCCAGGUUUUGAUUAAAAAAUAUAUUAGCUGAAUUUAUUGGCUGUUUAAUAUUUUAUAUAAAGUAUAAUUAAUAUAGUAAUUUAUAAUAUAGUCAUUCACCGUAUAUGAGCUCUUCUGCAAUCUGAUUGGUUGAAUUACUCGCCGUAUAUCAGCUCAUAUACGGCGAGUAGCGAAAAACAAGAUGGCGGUCGAAAAACUACAUGAGUUUUGCGAAGCAGGAAAAAGGAAAAUAUUCGCUUUGAGAAAGAUAAUAGUACAAGGAAAAACUCUCAAAAAAAAUUGACAGGUUAGCAAAAUGCAUUUAUUACAUAGAAAUUAGUUUAAAUACAAGUUUUUUAAAGAAUUAAUACCGAAACAACAGCGAAAAAAAAACAUGUUCAUUGAGAAGAUAAAUUGUUCAGAAAAGUUUGCAACGAAAGACAAAUGAAUUUGCAGUCAACAAGCACUUAUAUAUUAUACUACCAAACAUCUGUAUAAUAUAUCUGAGCUUUUCUGUGAGAUAUACCGGUUCUAAAACCAUUUCUUUCACUUCUUCGAGUUGUAAAACGAAAGUAUUUCAAAUUUUCAAGGUCAAGCGGUUUUUGGCCGAACAAAUUGUCAAGACAUUGUAUCAGAGGAUAAUUAAUUAUUACUUCAGUUAAUGGCUAUUAGACUAUAAUAUUAUUAUAAAACAAUUAUACCAUUCGCUCUCGUCGUAUAUGGCCGAUAGCCGACUCGGUGCUACGCACCUCGUCGGCUAUCAGCUCAUAUACGACUCGAGCUCAUGGUAUAAUUGUUAAAUAUAUAGUAUAAUAUAUAAUAUAGUAAUUCUGUAUAAUUAUAAUACAAAGGAAUAUAGACAUGAAGUACUUAUUAAAACAAGUUUAAAACAAUGAUUGGACGACAAGACAUGAUUGAGACAGACAAAAUGUGAAAGGACAUCGUUGCAAUUAUGCCAAUAAAAUAACCCAAUGGGCACUAAUUGUAAUGAGUUUAAAUUUUACUAACUAUUGUAAGGAGUUGAGUUUAAAUUUACACACUCACAGUCAUCGCCUUAAUGCUUUCACCUGUGAAAAAGCAUUUUCACGCUGAACUGAACUCCAUUUCCACAUAUGAAAUAAUAAUUUCACAUGUGAAAAUAGUUUUCAAAAUGAAAGAAUACUGUAUGACUCAUAAUUGCAUGGGCAUAAAAUUUCAUAUGUGAAAUUAUUAAGCCAAUCAUCGUAUCAGUUUCAACAACGAUUGGGUAAAUACCAACCUGAAAUGAACCCCCUUUUUGUGAUUGGCUUGCUUGAACAAAUGUGAUCAGUGUUUGUGACUCGUUCAAUUCUUUAGAAAAUUUAGUCUCAGAACCUGUUCAUAUAGGGGACUGUUUAUACUUUAUAACAAAUGGCCAGUAGGUGCCGUAUGCUAUAAGUAAUCAAUUAUUUUGGGCAUCUUGUUCGAUUGAAAUACUAAUUGUUGAUAUCUAAUUGUUGAUGGGUUUGUGGUAGAUGGAAUUUCGAGAGAAAGAUUUAUAUACAAUUCUCGGUCCUAACCUUGAGCAGCAGAAACAUACAACUCUACUGUAGGAGAGUAAACCAAAAAUUUUUAGAACCACUGAGUAUUUUAAUAAAAUACAAAACAAGUGAAACUCCAAAAUCGAUAACAUGUUAAAAAUGUUAUCGAUUUUUGGAGUUUCACUUGUUUUGUAUUCUACUGUAGGCCCUCUAGGAAUCGAAUCUGCGACUCGCAAUUUCGGUUCUGCGCUCUAACCAACUGAGCUAAUGAGUCCAAUUGACGAGCAAUCAACUACUAGUUAUUGUAUAUAUGGUAUGGUGAUGCCUGCAUAGGGUAUAUGGAGAAAUAUAUAUCAAGAUUUUAGGCAUCGUGCUAUUUUUUGGGCAUCGUGCUGUUUUGCACUAUAUGUGUUGAUGAGUUUUUGGUAGAUGGAAUUUCGAGCAAAAACCCAUCAACAACUAAAUCAUAAAAUAGGCUACCUGUAACAGUGGCCAGGUAUAUGAACUAAUUUUAUUAUGGUUAUACUUUUUAGGACAGCGAAUGGCAGUCUUUAGCUAGCCUUAAUCUUCUCAAUGUGGCACAGAAUUUCAUUGUUACAAUUGGACUCUUAACAGGAACAAUUUAUUGUGGUCAGUUGGUCAUUGAUGGAACUCUCAAGGUAAAGAAUGUAUGACACUCUCUCUCGGCCAUCUCUAAACCAUUAAACAGUUUUGAGACAUACAGUAUACGCAGA
Messenger RNA from Paramuricea clavata, 15172 nucleotides. The record is from the annotation of a GenBank genome assembly. NCBI's taxonomy places the organism in Eukaryota, Metazoa, Cnidaria, Anthozoa, Malacalcyonacea, Plexauridae.